UGAAACAGAGAGUGAGAGUUAGAGGGAAAGAAUCGAAUGUGAGAGCUAGGGUUUCUCAUAUGCAGAUUUCAUUAACUGGACUAAAUGCUGUAAUCGGAAGAGCUUUGGUGGUUCACGAGCUUGAAGAUGACCUUGGAACGGAUCCAGGAUCCACAAAGUAGAGGAGUUGAAGGAAACCAUAAGAGUUAUCAAAGAUGCUAAGAUGUUAAUUAUUCUAACUGUGUAGGGAGCUAAAGUGAGGGUGUUGAUGUACCCAAGCAACUUAUAAGAGAGUCGCUAAAGAACACUACGAAUCACCGCCACUCUCUUUCUCUCAAGGACCGAGGAAGAAGAAAGAUGGAUCAAGGUUCAUCAUGUGGAUCAAAUAGUAAUUGUAAGUCAUGGGUUAUGUACGGACUAGUUACAGGUGCUGCAAUUGCAGCAGCAGCAAUUGGAGCUGCCUUUUCAAUUCGAGGAUCUGGGAAAUUCAGGAGUCGUGUAAUUGGUAUUAUACCUGCUUGUUAUGCUUCUUCUAGAUUCGAAGGGAAACCUUUAGUUCAUAUUCUUGGGAAACCCAUGAUUCAGAGAACAUGGGAGAGAGCAAAACUAGCCUCGACACUGGACCAUGUUGUUGUGGCAACGGAUGAUGAGAAGAUUGCAGAAUGCUGUCGAGGAUUUGGUGCUGAUGUGAUAAUUACAUCAGAAUCUUGUAGAAAUGGUACUGAGCGAUGCAAUGAAGCAUUGGAGAAGCUUGAGAAGAAAUAUGAUAUCAUCGUCAAUAUUCAGGGUGAUGAACCUCUUAUUGAACCAGAGAUUAUAGAUGGAAUUGUUAAAGCUCUGCAGGGAGCUCCUGAUGCUGUUUUCAGCACUGCGGUGACAUCUUUGAAGCCUGAAGAUUCAACCGAUCCAAACAGGGUGAAAUGUAUUGUUGAUAACAAAAAAUGGGAAACAAUAGAUAGUGGUGUUGCUCAUGUGUGGUAAUUCUUAUGGAGAAUAACCAAAUGCGGCAGUUAGUUAUAGAUAUGUGUUUGUACCCCAUUAUAAUGGUCACUUUUAGGCACAGAACAAUAUGCUUCAUAGAGCAAUGAAUUACCGUUACUAGAGAAUUAAGCAUAUGAAUGUAAUGUUUUG
Messenger RNA from Papaver somniferum (opium poppy), 1110 nucleotides. RefSeq names its product 3-deoxy-manno-octulosonate cytidylyltransferase, mitochondrial-like. The record is from RefSeq and is a predicted model, not a curated record. Gene Ontology annotation, molecular function: 3-deoxy-manno-octulosonate cytidylyltransferase activity. Lineage: Eukaryota; Viridiplantae; Streptophyta; Magnoliopsida; Ranunculales; Papaveraceae. Gene Ontology annotation, cellular component: cytosol. The transcript has 9 exons. Bases 337 to 960 code for a protein of 207 amino acids.